AUGGUCAAGCCAAUUGUUUUUGCUUGUCUGGUGACUGCUUUCGUCUCCGGGGCCACGGCGCAGACUGCCCCGGAGUGGGGUCAGUGCGGUGGACUCAAUUGGACGGGCCCUAGAGUGUGUCCUGCAGGUUGGGUCUGCACGGCCACUAGCUCUCCAUAUUUCUAUACAUGCCAGAAGGCAACCACCACUGCCGCACCAAGUUCAACCUCCUCGACUUCCAAGAGAGUUACGUCGACUUCCACGAAAUUCACUUCGACCUCUACAAGAACCGCCUCGACUUCCACGAGCGUCACAAGUUCAAGCUCUAUCGCUACUGCCCCAGAGUGGGGCCAGUGCGGUGGAACCGGGUGGGAUGGCCCUACUGUAUGUCCUGCAGGAUGGAUCUGCACGCCCACAACCUCUCCAUCUCUCUGGUAUUGCCUGCAAUGGUCCACGACUGCGACAUCGAUUUCCGGUAGCGUUCCAAGUACAGUCUCUAUCACUACUGCCCCGGAGUGGGGCCAGUGCGGUGGAAUCAAUUGGACGGGCCCUAGAGUGUGUCCUGCAGGUUGGGUCUGCACGGCCACUAGCUCUCCAUAUUUCUUCCAAUGCCUGCAACGGUCUACUACGACGGCACCGAGCCCGGUUUCGACCGCCUAA
Serendipita indica DSM 11827 is the source of this 639-nucleotide messenger RNA. The record is from the annotation of a GenBank genome assembly. Lineage: Eukaryota; Fungi; Basidiomycota; Agaricomycetes; Sebacinales; Serendipitaceae.